Volvox carteri f. nagariensis is the source of this 432-nucleotide messenger RNA. RefSeq lists its product as uncharacterized. Gene Ontology annotation, cellular component: SAGA complex; transcription factor TFIID complex. The record is from RefSeq and is a predicted model, not a curated record. Gene Ontology annotation, biological process: DNA-templated transcription initiation; RNA polymerase II preinitiation complex assembly. The coding region runs from base 1 to 432 and encodes 143 amino acids. Gene Ontology annotation, molecular function: protein heterodimerization activity; transcription coactivator activity; RNA polymerase II general transcription initiation factor activity. Lineage: Eukaryota; Viridiplantae; Chlorophyta; Chlorophyceae; Chlamydomonadales; Volvocaceae. The transcript has a single exon.
AUGGAUGCCUCCCGAGCUGGCAGCAUAGGGGAAGACAGUUCCCAACCUCAGGAUGUUUCCACCAUCCACCAGUUGCUUCGGUCCAUGGGCGUCGAUGACUUUGAACCCCGCGUCGUCAACCAGCUCAUGGACUUCAUGUACAAGUACACCACCGACAUCCUCCUCGACGCCGAAGUCUUCAGUGAACAUGCUGGGAGAGCACCGGGACAUGUCGACUUGAACGGCGUCACGCUCGCCAUCCAGUCCCGGACAUCCAGCUACGCGCAGCCGCCCCCCCAGGACCGCGUGGCAGAACUCGCCAAGCUCUACAACGAUGUUCCUCUGCCAGACAUCAUCGUCAAACCGGGCCUGCCGCUUCCUCCAGAAGUCAAGCAGGUCACGGCACCCAAUUGGCAGUACGACCCGACCAAUCAAUACCAGCAGCAGCGAUAA